Messenger RNA from Lycium barbarum (goji berry), 402 nucleotides. RefSeq lists its product as uncharacterized. Lineage: Eukaryota; Viridiplantae; Streptophyta; Magnoliopsida; Solanales; Solanaceae. The transcript is spliced from 2 exons. The record is from RefSeq and is a predicted model, not a curated record. The coding region runs from base 1 to 402 and encodes 133 amino acids.
AUGUAUCAUGAUAUCAGGAAAGUUUACUGCUGGGAUAGGAUGAAGAAAGAUAUAGCCGAGUUCGUAGCUAAGCGCCCUAAUUGUCAGCAGGUUAAGAUUGAGCAUCCGAAGCCUGAUAGGUUAUUGCAAGCUAUUGAUAUUCCGACUUGUAAAUGGGAAGCGAUUAAUAUGGAUUUCAUUAUAGGCUUGCCCCGUUCUCAGCGAAAGUUCGAUUCCAUAUGGAUGGCUCCGUAUAAAGCCCUAUAUGGAUGGAAGUGCAGAUCACCUAUCAGAUGGUUUGAGGUUGGGAAAUCUAAGCUGAUAGGACCAUAUUUGAUUCAGCAAGCAGUUGAGAAGGUUAAGCUCAUUCAGGAAAGGUUAUUGGUUGCUCAGAUUGACUACGAGACUUGGAGUUUCAGGUAG